This is a messenger RNA of Aedes aegypti (yellow fever mosquito), 1870 nucleotides long. RefSeq lists its product as uncharacterized. The transcript is spliced from 2 exons. The record is from RefSeq and is a predicted model, not a curated record. NCBI's taxonomy places the organism in Eukaryota, Metazoa, Arthropoda, Insecta, Diptera, Culicidae. The coding region runs from base 649 to 1122 and encodes 157 amino acids.
UCGAGUGCGACGCGAGCCACGCUAACAUCGUAUUCCCCCAUUUUAAUGCGCUCACUUUCGUGCAUCGUCUCAGUCGGUAAGGUUGGAUAGAGAGACCUCUCUAAAAGCUAAACUUGUGUGUUUUUUUCUACAAGUAUACCGCGAUUUGUAAAGUAAAGGGCUAUUUCUGUUGAAAACCCACGUUGCAGUCUGAACAGUCGGAGUGAUACAAAAAUAGUGAAUUUGGGUUAUCCGACUGAUGAACUGUGAGUAGGCGCCAUUUGUGAAAAUAGUAUUUCAAAGGCGAUCUACGCCCAAGCCAGACAUACCAAUCAUUAUAAAUAGCUGCCGUGCAGUGUUCCGAGUCUGCCUGAAUGUGAAAUAGUGCCAAAAACUACGACAAACCAAUUAGGAAGAAAGUGAAUUAGCGUAGUUUGAUAGUAGCGUUUUGUAGUGCUUCAGCAGGUAAAGCAAUACCUUCAUUGAACAACGUGAAGCCGUCGAGCAAAACAGAACACUCAAGUCCUUCGUGCUCGUGUCGACCUGGUUGCGUUCAUUCAACUGUGUUGAAUCGCGUCGAAUAGGGUUCUAAAUUCUGGUUUUGGAACUGCCCCGCUGUGGCUUCCCUUCGGUAGCGCGCGUAACUGCCUCAAGACGUUCUCCCUCAGAAUGGAUAUCUACUACAUGAGCGACAGUAUCCAGUAUGGGUCCUUUCGGAACCCGCUCUACCGGGACUAUGAGAAGUUCCCCUACGGUACACUGGAGAACCCUCUUAACAGUCCCCCAAAAAGCGGCAGCCAGCACAUUCAGAAGCACCAGCAACAGCAGAGGGACGUGACUCAAGGCAAAUCAAAGUCCAAAUCGUCUAAGGACGCGUGUCCCUUCUGUAAGGAUCAAAAGAAGCGUCCUCUAGGGGCGUACCUCCGUAAGCGGGGUCAACGCAUUACUAGCGAGAGCAUCUCCGAAGAUGUCGAAGAGUGCCUGGAGGAAGAGCACGAAGAAGCGACGACCACCACUGCCGGAAGUCCAAGUAACAACGAGCUUUCGAGUCACAGCCACCAUCUGCAACAUGAACAAAGCCACCAGGUAGUAGCCGGUGGAAGGUACUCCCGCCAGGAGUCCAACGAGAGCGAUGUCAAAUAAUACCAUGCACUGUCACAUAUAUACUUUACUCUAGCCUGUAAGAAACAGCGGUUUUCUAACUUCAGUUUCAUAAGUAUAUUUUCUAUACUAGCUGUAAGAUUAACAAACUAUGUGCAAGUUAAACCCGAGAAUUAUUCCGAGCCCAGCAAAUUGGAAGCUAAUCUUGUGAGUUUAGAACACUCAAACACUAUAUCCCCGUUAUCGAUGAAGAAAAGCCGUUAGAACAAAUAAUAGUUUCAAUGAAACGAAACGGUGGGGCAUAAAUAAAUAACAUUCAAUAAAAUAAUGCAAUCGGAGAAAUGAGGAAAAGACUGACCUUCAAUCAAUGAAAAUUGAGUACCUUUCAUCAAUGCAAAGUGAUGAUAACGUAAAUGGAAUCAAAAAAUGCUACACCGCAAUCCAUUCGUAAGUGCAAUCAUGCAAUUCUGCAACUAGUACUAAAACACUGCUGAAAAGUGGCAUUUGUCUCAUUUUCCAAUGGAACACACACUGUUCUCCAUCUCACUUUACUAGAUUAUGAACAGAAGUAGUCAUUCUUUUUCUCGAUGUACAUUCGUAAUAGUAGUGUGGAAUGCACGCAUACGGUAUGAUAGCUUUUACAAGUAAUAAUAUUUAAUCUGUUAGGCUUAACGCAUCUAUUUACAUAAUACUAUUGUAUUUUCUGUUAGUCGUAAGAAAACUAAUUGAAUUACUGUUUUUUGGAUGCAUAUACUUAUUGUUGAAUAAAUGUGCAGCUUACUAUUGGAAA